GGUUGGGUUGGGGUUUGUGGUGUUGUCUAUAGAUGGCCUUGGGUGUUGUGGUGCAGAACAAUGGCUGUAAACCUGAAUCAUGAAGAGGAAAUUGGUGAAAAUUCAGCAAACAGUGAGGAGGAUACGAGAACAGAAAUCCGCAAAGAGCUCGCUAAUAUGUCUUUCGAGGAGAUUCAGAAGUUGAAAGAGAAGCUGGGUGCUAAGGUUUUUAAUGAGGCUUACCACGGAAGACCCUUACGAGCUCGAACUGGGAGCAAGGCCCUGCUGAAAUCGGGUCGUGUGCAUGGUCAGCCGUAUGGCAAGAGAGGCAAACACGCCCCGCGGGAAGAAUCGUCCAAGAUGCGCGUUCCAUCUGUAAGAGAUGUGAUCGCUGUGCCAAAAGUAGUCCGGAGGGAUCCUCGAUUUGAUGGUGUGUCUGGAACUUACGACGAAAAAGCGUGGAAGAAAAAUUACAAAUUUGUCGGCGACAUCAAGACCUCAGAGAAAACGCAGUUGAAAGAACAACUUCGAAAGGAAAGUGACCCAAGCGAGAAGAAAAAGCUCAAAGUACUUCUGCAAAGGUUACAAAAUCAAGAGAAGGCAGAGAAGGAAAAAGAAAAGAAAGAAGCUGAGGCGAAGAUGGAACGCGAGGAAAAUAUCGCUCGUUUGAAGCAGGGCAAGAAACCCAUCUAUAAAGCAAAAUCGGUCAAGAAAAAGGAGGAACUUGCCGAAAAGUUCAUCGAGUUGAAGGAAAGUGGAAGGCUAGAUAAGUACUUGCAAAAGAAGAGGAAGAAGAUGGCUGGCAAGUCGAAAAAGCAGUUGAUGUCAUCGUGAGUAACGACGCCUGUCAAAUGAUGUGUUUUGUAGCGCUCGAUUGCAAUUGUAACUGAUUGAUCCCCCGGUCUCCAGCGAACGUAUCGUCUGCCAUUUCCACUGCUGCAUCUGUUUGUGUUUGAUACUGCAGAGCGAUGCUUCCGAGCAUAGCAUUUCUGAACACUUUUGUUGUCAUUUAAGUACUUCCGGCUCUUUCAACCAGUCACCGAAAUUAACUAGUUUUCACUUCUAAUGUAAUGUCGCAAAUGUAUAUACGCUGGAUGAUUCGCCUUCGCUGAUGGUUGCUGAUUGGAUCAAUCGUUGUCAUAAGUGAUCCGCCCUCUGCAGCCACCUGCGGCUCAGGCUGCCGGCCUCAUGUGGUAGGUACCUAAACAUUAUAGUUGUUAUGGUGCAUUUCGGUACCGUUUAUGAGAAUCGAAGCGGUACUGUUUUCUUCUGCCGUAAAACAGGCAAAUAAAUGAAUUUGAAAUGUA
Messenger RNA from Amphibalanus amphitrite, 1286 nucleotides. Its product is annotated as ribosomal RNA processing protein 36 homolog. Gene Ontology annotation, biological process: maturation of SSU-rRNA from tricistronic rRNA transcript (SSU-rRNA, 5.8S rRNA, LSU-rRNA). The record is from RefSeq and is a predicted model, not a curated record. The transcript has 2 exons. Gene Ontology annotation, cellular component: nucleolus; 90S preribosome. Lineage: Eukaryota; Metazoa; Arthropoda; Thecostraca; Balanomorpha; Balanidae. Bases 61 to 813 code for a protein of 250 amino acids.